Molecule: messenger RNA, 246 nt
Organism: Orbilia oligospora ATCC 24927
Lineage: Eukaryota; Fungi; Ascomycota; Orbiliomycetes; Orbiliales; Orbiliaceae
Exons: 2
Coding region: 1-246 (81 amino acids)
Source: RefSeq, a predicted model, not a curated record
AUGAAUCCAUUGAUUCUGUACUCCAUUAUCUUUGCUAUUUUUGUGGCUGCUGUCGGUGCUGCGUAUGCUAGUGGAGUUCUCGAUCCUGUUAUCGGAGAAAUCGCAAAAUAUAUGCUUAAGGCGAAGGCCGAAGCUGAGGUCCAGGGUCUAAAGGCCCAAGGAUUACAAGAAGGGCAGGAUUUCCUUCGAGAGGAAGUUCCGGGCAGCCAGCAGGCCGCUGAGAUUGGAGACAAAUUUGGGCUGUAG